AUGAUUUUAGUUUUCAAAACUUCCCAUCAAGACAAUGCGCCCAUUUUAGAAGAAAAAAAACAUUCCUCUCUAUUUCUCUUCAUUCCACACAUACACACCACAGAUAACUCUUGGGCCCAUCCAAAAUGUGUGUCUCGUGGCUUGGCCAAAAGGCACAUGCCCCUCACUGCUGCUCUUCCUCACUUCAAAUUGAACAGUUCUUUCAUUUACAAGGUUAGGCGCGAGCUAGAAUUGAUGAGCAACGAGUCGACACCGUUCUCAACGGUGGCGGUCGCACAGAAAUCUCGGACUUGGACCUCUCCACUCAUGGGAGAUGCUGCUCGUGCUCGAAUCGCCGCUAGAGAAGCUUUGUUGGAAUCACGUAUCGAGAAAAGCAAAACCCAACGAUUAACGGCUCGUCGUUUCGACACCAACCGGGGUACUGCUCGUCUUUUUCUUGAAGCAAGGGAUGUUGAGAACUCCCAAGGAAAAAUGGAAGUGAAGAUCACCAUCAACAUGAAACAACUCGAGAAACAUCAUCGUGAGAUUGAUUCCUACAUCUCAUCAUUCAAUCCACACCCGGAAUCGAGAUUCCUCCGUAUUCCACCAAUGCCCAUUGACUACGCUCGGGUCGAACUCGUUCGUGAUAUACUUGACAACCUAUGUCGCAAUCUUCAACGUAUGAGCGUGUCCCAGAUCAGUGACGACGAUCUUAGGAUGUGGUUGGAGAGACUUCGUAAACUUGACGUUCGCCUCACCGCCCUCUAUCCAAGAACCCCAGCGCCAGGAGACCCAAACAAAAAGAGCUUCCGUAUGUGCCCCUGCUUUGAACCUGAAAUGAAUGACAUUGAGAAGCUGAUUUGCGAAUACGCCAUGGAUUCCGGCGCCACGGCAUUCUAUCUGAAAAGGAACCCUCCCCGAUUCCCUGGAACUCCUCCGACCUCCGGGAACCUAUACAUGAAGUAUAGGAAUUCACGCUUUCUCCGCAGGCAGCCUCCUUAG
Molecule: messenger RNA, 981 nt
Organism: Caenorhabditis briggsae
Lineage: Eukaryota; Metazoa; Nematoda; Chromadorea; Rhabditida; Rhabditidae
Exons: 7
Coding region: 1-981 (326 amino acids)
Source: RefSeq, a predicted model, not a curated record